Molecule: messenger RNA, 1544 nt
Organism: Octopus bimaculoides (California two-spot octopus)
Lineage: Eukaryota; Metazoa; Mollusca; Cephalopoda; Octopoda; Octopodidae
Product: 26S proteasome non-ATPase regulatory subunit 4
Biological process (GO): proteasome-mediated ubiquitin-dependent protein catabolic process
Cellular component (GO): nucleus; cytosol; proteasome regulatory particle, base subcomplex
Molecular function (GO): polyubiquitin modification-dependent protein binding
Source: RefSeq, a predicted model, not a curated record
UUCCAUUGCUCGUAAAUAUAUUAAUGUAUCAUAUGACCCGAAAUAUUUAGAGCAGGACUAUUAUUUUAAACAAAAAAAAAAAUCCGACAAAAUGGUGAUCGAAAGUACGAUGGUCUGUGUCGACAACAGUGAUUAUAUGAGAAAUGGGGACUACACCCCUACAAGGCUUCAUGCUCAGCAAGAUGCUGUCAAUGUUGUUUGUUUAUCAAAAACACGAUCAAACCCAGAAAAUAAUGUUGGUUUAUUAGUUAUGUCUGAUGUGAAAGUUCUGGUUACAUUAACAACGGAUGUGGGCAGGAUAUUAUCAAAAUUACAUCAAGUCCAACCAAAUGGUUAUAUCAAAUUUGGAACUGCCAUCCGGGUGGCUCAUUUGGCUCUCAAACAUCGUCAAGGAAGAAACCAUAAAAUGAGAAUUGUAAUAUUUGUGGCCAGCCCUAUUGAAGAUGAUGAAAAAGAGCUUGUGAAAAUUGGUAAAAAAUUGAAAAAAGAAAAAGUGAAUGUUGAUGUUGUGAAUUUUGGAGAAGAAGCUAUCAACACUGAGAAAUUAACUGCACUCAUUAAUACAAUAAAUGGUAAAGAUGGCACCAGUUCCCAUCUUUUAACGGUACCGUCUGGUCCCAUGUUGUCUGAUGCUCUUUCGUCUUCUGCCAUUGUUGUCGGUGAAGAUGGUGCAGCUCCUGGAUUAAACAUUGUUAGUUAUGAAUUUGGAGUUGAUCCCAACGAAGAUCCUGAAUUAGCCUUGGCUUUGAGAGUCUCGAUGGAAGAACAACGAGCUCGACAGGAAGAUGAAGCCAGGAAAGCAGCAAGUGCUCCAAUUCAGGACACGGAAAUGCAGUCAGCUGAAACUACAGCAACUACAGAUGAAGCAUUAUUAGAACGUGCUCUCAAGAUGUCGGUGAUAGAAAAUGAAAACCCUGCUAGUGGAGGUUCAGCUUUUCCCUCUGCCGCUGCAACCAAGACAGUUUCUGAUUUCCCAGCUGUCCCUGCUGCCAACAUUGUUCCAGAUAUUUCUUCGAUGAGUGAAGAGGAACAAAUUGCAUAUGCUAUGCAGAUGUCGUUGCAGAAUCCAGGUGUUACUGAUGUGGAUGCCCCAUCUCCAAUGGAGACUGCUGGCUAUGAAUCUGAAAAAAAGGCAGAGGAAGAUGACUAUUCAGAAGUUAUGAAUGACCCAGCUUUUGUUCAAAGUGUAUUGGAAAAUUUACCGGGUGUUGACCCAGAGAGUGAAGCCAUUAGGAAUGCUAUGACUUCUUUAACCAAACCCGAAGAGGAUAAGAAGAAAGAAGAGAAAAAAGAUGGGAAAAAGUAACAUUUCAAAACCAAUCUCUGUAUCUUGUUCUGCCUCAAGUUUCCCAUCAGCCAUUUAAUUUCCUUCAAUUUUUUUCUGCUCCUACAUUUGAAUUUUCCUCUUUGUAGGUUCAAUCCCAAUCUCAGUACGUAAUCUGUGGCCUAGUAAUAAAAGAACUGAUUAAACUGUUAUGUCUUGUUCCUACAUUACAUAUAAAAUUAUAUAUAUAUACAUAAUAAAAUUCAUAUACGCAAUCUUA